AGGAAGAGAGAGGGAGGAAGAGAGAGGCUGCAGCCCACCACUACCAUGUCCCCAGGGGCCCCUUGCCUGCUUGCCUGCCUGCCCCUCCUGCUGCUCAGUACAGCUUUAGCUCAGCACCAGACCCCGACCAGCUGGGAUCUCAAGUCCGCCAGAGAGCCAAAAGAAGAGUCUGUGAAGCCUCCUCACCACUCUUUGUUCACUCUUCUUUAGGUGAACCACAAACUCCAGCUACAGCCGCAAAACCUCCCCAGUGGUGCUGAGACAAAAUCUACUUUUGGAGAUGGCCGUGGCACCGCGGGCCCUGGUGCUUCUCCUGCCCCUGGAGCUCGCCCUGCUGAGCCUGGCUCCGGCAUCCACCCUGGGAGGAUGUCCGUCGGCUUGCCGGUGCUCUUUCACCAUGCUGCAGUGCCUGGAGCCCAAUGGUAUAACCAGCAUCCCGCUGCUGGUACAGCAAGAGAGCGAGAACGUAACAGAGAUUUACAUUGAGAACCAAGCAGGCCUGGAGAACAUAACAGAAGUUGACCUUGCUUACUACAGAGAGCUGAAGAACCUCACAGUCACGUCAUGUAAGCUGAGGUUCAUCUCUGCCAAUGCCUUCCAGAACAACCUCAAGCUUCAGUAUGUAAACCUGGCAUCAAACUCUCUGGAGCACAUCAGCUGGAGGGUGUUUCAUUUCCUACCUCUGCUCAACCUGGUUUUAAGGGACAAUCCCCUGGUUUGCUCAUGUGACCUACACUGGCUGCAGAUGUGGCAGAGCAAUGAUCGUGGCGACCUGGACAGUCAAAUGUUGUUUUGUUCCUUGUCCAAUGACGAGGAAGUACCGCUCAAUUCUCUGGUGAUAGACAACUGCAGUCUGCCUGAAGUGACGAUUGUGCCCUUUCAAGACAAGAUCCAAGAAGGAGGCAACCUCACAUUUGAGUGCCACGUGACAGGAAAUCCCACUCCCAAUGUGAGAUGGCGAACUGAGGAACUCGCCUCCCACUUCUUCACCCAGGAGAGAAUCUGGGGUUCCACAUUAGAGCUGGUACUUUACCUCACCAACGUUUCCUCCAAGGACAACCUACACAACCUGACUUGUGAGGCGGACAACCAAGCUGGGCCCAGAGAGGGGAUGGUGCAAUUGGACAUUGAGUUUCCAGCCACAAUCCUCUUCCUGAGAGAUGCCGUGCAGCAGCACAACUGGUGUUUCCCCUUUGCUGUGGAUGGUAAUCCUGACCCGAACAUCACCUGGCUGUACAAUGGCGUCAUAUUCAAAGAGAACAGAUAUGCGUACACCCAACUGAUCCAAGACUCAGGCGACGGAUCAGUGAAACACGGCUGUCUCUUCCUCAACAAGCCGACCCACAUCAACAACGGCAACUACACUCUGGUGGUGUGGAACAGACUGGGAAGAGAUGAGGCCACUGCCAUUGGGCUUUUUAUGGACAACCCCUUUGAUCCGCUUGAUCCUGAGGGGCUAAUUCCAGUCCCUAUGGUUCCAAGUCCUACACACAAGGCUGACAUGGACGUCACAGAAAAUCCAGAGAGUCGGGUGUUUGUGGUGUCAGUGGCUGUGGGUCUGGCUGUAUUUGCAUGCACUUUCCUGCUCAUCAUGGUUUUGGUUAUCAACAAGUGUGGCCAGCACUCCAAGUUCGGUAUUCACCGCUCAUCAGUUUUGGGGACGGAGGAUGAUCUGGCUGUGUCGCUUCGUUUCAUGAACUUUGGAACGAGCCCUCCUUCCUCAGAUGAAGACUCUGGUUUGUCCAGCUUUGUGGAGAAUCCACAGUACUUCUGUGGCAUCAUCAAGGACAAAGACAUGUGCGUUCAGCACAUUAAAAGGCAGGACAUUGUGUUAAAGUGGGAGCUGGGUGAAGGAGCGUUUGGCAAAGUCUACCUGGCAGAGUGCGCUAACCUCAGCCCCGACAGCGACAAGAUGCUGGUCGCCAUCAAGACUCUGAAGGAUGCAAAUGAGUCAACUCGGCAGGACUUCCAGCGGGAGGCAGAGUUGCUGACGAUGCUCCAACACCAGCACAUUGUGCGAUUCUACGGCGUCUGUACAGACGGAGAGCCGCUGGCUAUGGUGUUCGAAUACAUGAGGCACGGAGACCUAAACCGAUUCCUUCGAGCCCACGGCCCUGAUGCUCGGAUCCUGGAGGAGUCCAAGAUGCCUCCACUAGGUCAGCUCACUCUGCCCCAGAUGCUGCACAUCGCCGCCCAGAUCGCCUCAGGAAUGGUCUACCUGGCAUCGCUGCACUUCGUCCACCGUGACCUGGCCACCCGAAACUGCCUGGUGGGGGAGGGUCUGGUGGUCAAAAUCGGAGACUUUGGCAUGUCUCGAGACAUCUACAGCACAGACUACUACCGGGUGGGUGGACGUACGAUGCUGCCGAUCCGCUGGAUGCCCCCGGAGAGCAUCAUGUACAGGAAAUUCACGACAGAGAGCGACAUCUGGAGCUUCGGCGUGGUCCUCUGGGAGAUCUUCACUUACGGCAAACAGCCCUGGUAUCAGCUGUCCAACAGUGAGGCCAUUGAAUGCAUCACACAGGGACGGGAGCUAGAGAGGCCACGUACCUGCCCCAAGGAGGUGUAUCUGCUGAUGCAGGGCUGCUGGCAGAGGGAGCCCCAGCAGAGGAUGGUCAUCAAGGACAUCCACAGCCGCCUGCUGGCCCUGGUCAAGAACCCACCGGUUUACCUGGAUAUCUUGGGCUAAAAGGGCCAACAGCCAACAGGGAGUGGAGAUCAGAGGCUGGGGAGGUUUCAAUUUGAGACUUAAGUCUGAUCAGAAUUAAAUCUUUCAACAAGUUCUCUUUUGGUUUACAGUCUGCUUUUCCUCGUAUCCAUUAAAACACCAGUAGAAAAGCUAGGAUGAAAUAAUCUCCCAGUCCUGCCGCUUUUCCAGCCUUGAUGCUUGACGGAAAGUACAAACAGUGACCUUCCCGCUUCAACUACACCAGACUCCACCUCGACCCCUGUUUACUGCCCCGUCGUUCUCUGGAAACCUGUCAAAUGUUUACCAAAGUGUUCAAUGUUUAUCUGAGGUAGGCUCGGCCUGACGGAGGAACAUGCAUGGGUAAGUGUUGAAGUAACAGUAUAUGGGCUUUAUGUUUGCUGGGAAUCCAAUUUCACAUGAUGGCUUGUCAGGGGAUUUUGCCUCUCAAGUCCCUGCAGAUGUUCAUGAGUUGAGCCGUGACACAUUUUAUAUGACUCUGCAGCCGACACUCGUGCUGAAAUCCAAUUAGAAAAUGAAACGGAUGAUUACAAUAGGGGGCACUCUACAUCAUGAAACACAAGUGAAAACACAUUUUACAGAUUUGGGUACAGCAGACAGUCAUUUGUAUAGUACAGUCACUGAUUUUGGAUAAGUUUUGAUAUGGAAGAUUAUUUAAAGGCUUUCAGUGAAUGUAUAUAAGAUAAUCGCAACAAAAGCUUGUUUGUUUCUCAGGUGUCAAAUCCGAUUCAAAUUACAUGAAUAUUUUUCAAAAAGAAGAAAAUGUCAAAUACUAAGCAGUGAAAGCGUUUCCUGGUAUGUUAUCUACUGUGUUUACAUGUACUUGCUGUUUGACCUGUGGCCUGCCUGUGAGGCUCACUCAGGAGUGGCUUCUGUACAAAUUAGUGAUGUUUAACAUGCUACUGUAACGACCUUCUGAAUCAAAGCGCUGCAGUGAAAUUUGGUACGUGGGGGCGGAGAGGGUGACACCCUUAGAUGGCUUUAGAGGUAACAGAUGGAUUAAAGUGAGACUCCAGGAGGAGAGGGACAGAUGGCACUGAAACAGAGACUGGAGGUGAGGCCACCACCUUGAAAAAAAGACAAAGGGGGCAUUGAGAGGGUAAAAGAGCCGGUGUACAAACCACUGCGAUGCCUUUAAGUGUAAAUACUGAAUGUACAUACUCUGUAUUAAUGUCCAAAAAAUUAUAUCUACAUGUAUUGUUACUCCAGCACUUUGUAUAUUGUCUGCCCUUAAAAAUAAACAAACUUGAUUAAAAAAUGGCUGCAGCCCGCAUAGGAACAUCCCUCGGCAUCAGUCAAUCCAUCGUUAUCGUAUGCUUCAGAGCAAACAAUGAUUUAGGCUGCUGUCUGUACUUAAAGUUAGACAUCUUAACAAGGCCAUUCAAGAGCCUUCUAUUAUUUUUGACGAACUAAUCAGCAACCUGCGACGUCUCCACGGGAUGCUCAGCAGACGGUUAUUGAAAGGAAUAAUCAAGUUUCAUAUUGCCUUACUGCCGGCCCUCCAGCAAACAAACACCCUCCAAAACCUCUCUCUCUCUUUUUCUGCCUCACCCCCUUCCUUCGCCACCUCCACCGCCCUCCCUCGCUCCAUCACUCUGUAUGCAGAGAGUCUCCAGGGAGUGGUAAUGGAUUGUGAGUAAUGCUAUCAUCCCUUUCUCUGUCUCUUUCUUUCUCUCUACCUCCUCUGGUGUACCGGGGGGAUGAAAAACACUCGGAGGACUCGUGUCUGGCUCAUUGUUUCUUCUAGUGUCUUACAAGCAGAUUCUGGCCAGAUAGGAUUAGUACACUCUGUAGUGUUUGUCCCUGUUAUCCUUAAGGGCUCCAUUUGUGGUUUCAGAAUGAGCCUUUUUAAUAAGCACCCGAGGCUCCUCCCUGGUUGGAUAUGGAAUAUGACUAUAAUAAGAGCUGGAAAUGAGGCCAUUUUUAAAAUGGAAGUCCUAUUAGAGGCUUCCAGCGGGAAACUUUCCUUUUCAGUCUUCCACCUCGUCAUAUAAUGCACACAUAGAGGGUAUUGAUUUUUUAUGCUAAUUAUUUCUUCUAUGAUAAUGGCAGUGGCGAUUCAUUUUGGUCUGCUGCUAAUAAUAAAGCACUCUGUCCUUUACAGUCAAUUCCGUAAGGCAAUAAAGGGGAGGAAGAGAACUAGUUUGAGUCAAACCAAAGCAGGUAACUGAGCUCAACUGCAUGUGCAAAUAGGUUUAAAUUCACAGUUCAUAUUAGGGUAAUACUAGGUAGUAUUUUAGUUAAAAAUGCAUCUGUGUUUUGUAAAAAGUCAUAUUUUAGCAAGAAAUUUGAUGGGAGUAGUAAUUUUUUCCCCCAUUUGGAGUACAGAUGCUGGCAUCAGUCUGUGCCCAACCAGCAUGUUCUCUUAGAGGCACCUCUUUAACAUCAGUGUUCAUUUAUAAAAGGGAUGUUGGAACACAUUUUAUCUCAAUCAAAAAAUUCAGCUCCUACAAUUUGGAUAUUGCAGUUGGCCAUAUUGCAAUUUUAAUGAUAAUUUUUUGAGUCCUAAUUGCAAACAAUUUGUCAGCACCAUCUAUCUGGUUUACACAAACUUUGAGUGUCCAUCAUUUAUCAAAAAACAAUAUAAAGACAAAACACACAAUAUACAAAGCUGAAGAGAAAUUACACGUGGCAUUUUUUAAAAGCAUACUUAUCUAUAGAUAUGGAGAUAAUACCUCAUAAGUCCAACAAACUUCACUGCACAAAAAUUCUACAUCAGCUCCUGAGUUUUCUAGAAUUUCAUUUUUGAGUCCUGUGUAAUUUUCUCAUGUUUUAACUCGACAUACUGGCCUUCAAUUCAAGACUUCCCGAAGCAAAAAGCAUUUGCUCAGUGAGCAAGUAAAACAAUCUGACACCACUGCUUCAGCAUUUAGCAGAAAAAUUAAAUUUGAAGGCCAAAUGUUGUAUUACAUUUCCUGUUAGGUUUUUUUUUCUUCACAUUUGUCACCUGAAGUCAUCCAACAGCUGGUUUUCUGGCAGAUAAUUCUUCACACUCUGUUGCAACACUGCACCUGCAGUUCAUUUCUUUACUAAUAAAGAGUGAUCAACAGAGUGAUGAGCUGCUCAGCCGGAGAGGACGAACGCUUGUUGUGUUGCUCUGCCCUCUGCUGGUGGCGCACACACAAUGAUCGCAUUCACACUGCUGGUGAAAGAAAGGAUGUGGGUCCAAUCCGUGUAUAUUUUGGUUAUUGGAUUUUCCGUUCUGAAACGGCUAUUGAAAAACAAAAAACGAGUGGUCAUUUGAUUUUCGUUUUAAAAUACAAAAAUUAAAAUUGAAAUACAAGGCGUUUUUCCUUUUCAUGAUUAAAAAGGGAUAUACGAAAUUUUAAAAAUGCUUUGAUUUUCAUUUUAUAUUUAGAAUAACAAAACAAAAUCAGUAAGAGACAGAAACGAGAAAAGGUCAGUUUUUUCAUUUUCUGAGACCGGAAGUGGUCAUCAGCAAGUGUGGAGCCAAACGACAACAAGAUUCUCAGAGGGCGGAGCCAGAGAGCAGUGACUGGUCAGACCAUAGAAGACAGCGUGCUAGCGUAUCUAGUCUUCUUUAUAUAUCUAUGGACGGACGUCUGGUAGCAUCUCUGACUGCUGUUGAACUUGAUUUAGAAUAAAACACGGUAAGAAGAUAAAUACUUCUAGCUGGCAGCCUUUCAUUUGUUGUACGUUAAGUCAUCGACUUGUGAAGAGUUGUGUUUUGUCGUGUUUGAGCAGUUGGUCCUGACACGUUAGCUAGCUAAGCGGCUAAGUUAGCUAGCGGGCUAAUUAACACAGGUGGCUAACUUACGGCUGAACACCUGUGUUAGUUGCUGCCACAGCUGUCCGGCAUUAUUAGAAUGAACUUCUCAACCUGUAUUUCUCUGCUGUAUAUUUUAGCUUUAAAAAAGUUAUUUUACUUUAAGGUUAACUGAAACCCGUUCAGCUGCACUGAAGUUUAAUAUUCAGCUGGUUUGAAUUAAACCGCGCUUAACAUUGCGCAACAUUACCUCUCUGAAUCUCCAUAAUUUCAUUAAAUUCCUUCUCUCUUCCACUGCUCAAGUUCAAUCCAGUAUAUAAAGUGACAUUAAUAGUGAAUAAACUAACAACCAGCCAUUGUAUUUAUUUAUUACUGCAUGUAUUUGUAGUAAAACAUGAGUUGAAACAUCCUACUUUUGGAUCUAGAACUGCACAAGCCGUUCAUUUUCAGUCACCUGAUGAGUUAAACUCCCCUUUUUAUGUGAGGUUGAAGCAGAAAGUCUGAGUUAACAAAAAAGUUGUUUAUAAUUUGCGAUACCUGUUAUCUCUGAAUGAGGCUUUAGUUUUUAUUGAGUCGAUUUACACGUAGAAACUUUGUUCAGGAAGAUUUCUCAGUAGCUCAGAGGACAGGCUGCUUUUCACACAACCUUGUAAGAGAAUGUCUGUCAAUGCUUUCAGCAGAAUUUAGAAACAACACUUCCAAAACAGACAUUUUGAGGUUGAAUGUUUGAGAGUAUAUCACUGUGUUUGUUUGUGGUCUUUCUGUUUCUAGGUGGAAGCUGAAUUAGUGAGGAUGACUCCUGCUCCUGUCAUCUCUAAGCUCCUCACACAUCUUUACCUGCAUAUGAGGAAAAUCACUCCUGUAGAAUGCAGUGGUUCAUCAGAACCUCUGGGGAUGUCCUGUGGAUUCUGUGGAUCCUGUGGGUUGCAGGGUGGGUCCUACCUAGACCAGGCUGAUCCUGGACCAUCCCACAGAUGCUCAGUCAGAUCUGGAUGUGGGGAGUGUGGAACCCAGAUGUUCAGAGGGAGAUGAUGCCACAUCUGGUCCAGCUGAUGGAAGGUCUUGAAGUUCUCUGACUGGCCUCGACUGAAGAUGGUCGUCUCACUGGAUUUAAGGUUCAGAUGCUCAGUAACAAACUCCACCAAUGAGCCAACAGGGAAGCUUUAGGUUUAUUAAAUGUUGCUAUGAAGGUAUCGCUGUUUUUCUUUGUGAAUGCAAUGUGCUCCAACUGAAACUUGAAUUAGAACUUAGAAGUAAAUCCUUCCAUCUGAAAAGAUUUAGUUGCAUUAAUAACCUCAUAACAUUCUAAUUUUUAUUCCAAUCUUGGUUGGAAAUAGAAUCUCUGUAUUGAUUCAGGUAAAAACUGAACUUCACAGCAUGUUGGAGCAAAACAACCAGAUGAAAACUGUGAUGGUGUUGGAUUGUCAGACUGUAAUGUUGCAGCUCAAAGCAGCUUUUCCAGCUCAGUUCAUUCUGACAUUCAGCUAUGAAUCAACACAGCAGAUGGUGAUUCAUGCUGUGGAAGUCUCACAUCUCCUGAUUUAAUGGAGCUGCUUUGCACUGUUUACACUGUUUAUUCACCAACACUUUAUUUAUUAAAAGCCCCAUCUAGUUUUUAUGAGGAAUGUGAUAUUUUAAUUUCUCUGUGAAUAAUUGCAGUCUAAUGGAACAGUUGGAUUUGUAAAAUCUGUCCUGAUAUUGAUCAUGAAAUAUUGAUCAGAAUACUUAUGGUUAACAGUCAUCCCUGAAGUUUUACAUUAAAAUCUUUACUUGUGUUGUGAACUUUGCUAAGAAGCAGAAAUUUAUACAUGAGUGUUAAAUUCUGUCCAUGUUUCCAUUUUGGGAAAUGCAGUCCAGCAGAUGAGUUUGUUUUUACAGACAGCUACCGUUCAGUCUGAGAUAUUAAGAAUAAACAAAUGUGCAUAAUGUGGAAAUGAACAGAUUUUAUUUUUAUUUAUUCCUACAGCUGCUGUAGGUAAAAUUCCAGAAUGUGGAGGAAUUUAGUCUCUCAAUCACAGACAAUAUUAUCUGAAAGUCGGGUUAUUGUUGUUUAUCAGCACAAUACAAAAAGAUUCAUGUUAGACAUAUUCCAGUUAAGACUCUAGAAUAUCAAGAUUUAUGUAAAUUUAUCUCAAUAAUAUAAAUGUUCAGGUUAAGAUUGUGCAAUGAUAUUUAUUAUGUAAUUUUAGCUGAUUAAAGUUUAUGGUUCUGCACUACAAUAUUAUUUAUUAUUUAAAUUGACAUCAUUAUUAUAAUAUUUAGGGUCAGACCCUACAGUAUUGAGAUUAAGAAAUCAAAUCUUCUAUAAAAUGUAAAUACACUGAACUCAUUUGGAUAUAUUUAAGUGAGACUCUACAAUAUUAUUUGACACAAAUCUAUCUAAAUCAACAUUUUGAUAAUUUUUACUCCAAACAUUUACUGGACUGAUUUAAAUAUUAAAAUCACUCCUUUCUAAUCCUCUGCUGUUUGUUCAAACCUGAGGUCUUAAAUAGAAACACGCAAGUAUCUGUUUGAAGGAACUUCUGCAGAAUCCUGGUUCCAGAACAUGAUAGAAUUAUAGACAAACUUUAACAAAAGCUGCCUGAGAGUUUACAGGUUUUUAUGUUAGAUUUCUUCAGUAAUUUAAUGAGCGUUAUCAGCAAAAAUCAAGUGUUCAUUUGAUGAACUUCAUUUCCUAAAACAUCCAGAAUUGGAGCUCAUAUCUUUGGCAGCUGUAAAGUUUCUGCUCCUUCAAAGUUCACAACACAAUGAAUUAAUUCCUAAAACACUCUCAAUGCUGGAGAGCAUUUGUGAUGCUGAAGCAGUGACCAGUUUUUCUGUUUCUUCUCUGGAGAUGCACGAGGGACGUCUGCAGAGACUGAGAAAGAGUCUCACCACAUCCUGACAUGAGGAAAAAGACUUUAUUGAAGACUACAAUGAGAAAAACUAUCCAGACAGCAGACGUCAUGCAUUCAAGGUGAGCUCUGAACAUUAGAUCUGGAACAGGAAUUCAAUAACGGCAGCAUGAGCUUCAUUUCAGACUGUAGCUGCUGAAUUCAUGGAUGAAUCAUCUGGCACUAGAAAGGAAGACCAUCAAACAUCCACAUCAGCUGAUGGAGGUCCAAGAGUCUCACCGAACAAACAACCUACAGAGUGAAGACCUCGAAUCUGAUUGGACGGCCUCCUAUUCAGCCACGUGUGAACAAAUGCCUCUAAGUUGAUUUGUUUUCUAAAAUAAAUCUAGUUUGAGUCCUAAUCUA
Messenger RNA from Amphiprion ocellaris (clown anemonefish), 9673 nucleotides. It is a transcript of the gene ntrk1, whose product is annotated as neurotrophic tyrosine kinase, receptor, type 1. Gene Ontology annotation, biological process: protein phosphorylation; multicellular organism development; nerve growth factor signaling pathway. The record is from RefSeq and is a predicted model, not a curated record. The coding region runs from base 281 to 2689 and encodes 802 amino acids. The transcript has 19 exons. Gene Ontology annotation, molecular function: ATP binding; neurotrophin binding; neurotrophin receptor activity. NCBI's taxonomy places the organism in Eukaryota, Metazoa, Chordata, Actinopteri, Pomacentridae. Gene Ontology annotation, cellular component: plasma membrane; axon; signaling receptor complex.